This is a messenger RNA of Phycomyces blakesleeanus NRRL 1555(-), 528 nucleotides long. RefSeq lists its product as hypothetical. Lineage: Eukaryota; Fungi; Mucoromycota; Mucoromycetes; Mucorales; Phycomycetaceae. The record is from RefSeq and is a predicted model, not a curated record. Bases 1 to 528 code for a protein of 175 amino acids. The transcript has a single exon.
AUGACUCAUAAACGCCAAUUAUCUACAGACGAUAUGAUCAAAAAGAAGCCACGGUCAACGAAAUCAGUCCGGUUUAUUGAUCAACCAGUGAUCUAUUACACCUAUUCAGCCAGUGAUUACAACCGAGCUGCUGAAUCACACGUACUCUACAAACUCAAUCCUCGUCUUCUUCCCCAACUCUCAGUCGAUAUCCCAACCUACACUCCUACCAACCCAACCGAUCCAAACGAUCCAAAUCACCAAAGCCCCAGUCCAGACAGUCUGGCCAGUCCAGAAACACCAAGUGACUCCACCUCCCUGCCCACAAAUUGCCAACUACUGCCAUUACCAUCCUCUAUCCCAAUGCCCCACAAAAUCUCCAAAAAGGACCGUCCAAGGCUAUCAAUCAAUACAACCAUGUGUGCAGGUCCUCUCUUCUUCACUCGAUUAUCAACCCACCCAUCAAAAAGAAGCAUAUGGGCCAGUAAUACUCCAGACGAUGAAGAUGAUUCUAGUUACCUUGUCCCAAUCUCAGCCACAGUACUUUAA